Molecule: messenger RNA, 573 nt
Organism: Achroia grisella
Lineage: Eukaryota; Metazoa; Arthropoda; Insecta; Lepidoptera; Pyralidae
Exons: 3
Coding region: 116-526 (136 amino acids)
Source: RefSeq, a predicted model, not a curated record
UUUAUUGGUUUUACUGAAUAUGUAAUAUAAACAAAUAAUUAUUAAAUGGUACCCAUAAUUUUUUAAACGGGCGUGUAAAUUUCAGUUUCUUUAAUACAGAUAUUAGGAUUACGAAAUGGGCUGUGUAUGUUGUUCUCUGAGUUCCUUCAUUUCUGUUGUUCUAGACGCUCUGGAAAGAAUAUCCCUAUGUACCGUAUGUGCAAUGCUGACAUGUUGUCUGCUGUUCACAAUUAUAUCGGUUAUGGUGCUUGGUAUUGGAAUUGGUUAUCAUUAUUGUUUUGUCUCAAAUUCAGUGGAUGCUAUGGCAAAGGCUGCCAAAUCAGCAGGCGCUCUGCGUUCAGGCCAAGAAACGGUGACCACAGGUAAUGUGAUGCGGUCGGUGGACAAAGCAUUCAGGCGGGGAUUCGCACAUAAAAUUGCACGCCGAGAAGCAGACACGCCGGUGGAUAUCAAACAUUUAAAUUACACAAGUAUUAUCUAUCGAAACAUUUUGUCUUUCAACAUAACAAAUAUUACAAGUUCUUGAUUAAUUCAUAUGCAUGCUUUAAAUAUAAGUUAAACUUUUGAAUAUGA